AAUAAACUUGUUAUGAUUAUCCUAAAUCCUCACUGCUAUUCAGCACCGUGUGUUGGCCAUGCUUGAUGGUAAUCUCCAGGCCAUGUGCACAAGGCUUCUGCUGAGUUGCAGACCUGUGGAUUAAGGAGUGGGCUUUAAAAGUGCCUUCGUGUCACCUCUUACUGCUCCUCUUUUGUCCUCUUUCAUUCUCUGCCGCUGGAUCUGCAAGACAAACACUAUAACCAGGCACAAUGAACCAGAAGGUGGUACUCAUCACAGGCUGCUCCUCUGGGAUUGGCCUUGCCUUGGCUACCCGCAUCGCAAAAGAUGAGAAGAAGAGGUUCAUGGUCUACGCCACCAUGAGGAACCUGAGUAAGGGUGAGGCGCUGGUUGAGGCAGCAGGUCGGACUCUGGGCAGGACCAUGGAGAUCAAACAGCUGGACGUAUGUAACGAGGACUCCAUCAAAGCCUGUGUGGACAGUCUGCCUGAGCGCAGGGUGGACAUUCUCAUAAGUAAUGCUGGGAUGGGUAUGAUUGGACCAAUCGAGUGUCAGUCAAUUGAUGACAUGAGGUCUGUCAUGGAUACCAACUUCUUUGGGCUCGUGCGGUUGCUGAAGGAAAUCCUCCCUGACAUGAAGAGGAGGAAAAAAGGCCAUAUUGUGGUCAUUAGCAGUGUCAUGGGUAUUCAGGGAAUUCUAUUCAAUGACAUCUAUGCAGCGUCGAAGUUUGCAGUGGAAGGCUUUUGUGAAAGCUUGGCAGUACAAGCCCUGAGAUUUAAUCUCAAUAUCAGCCUGAUAGAGCCAGGUCCAGUGAUAACAGAGUUUGAGCGUAAGGUCUAUGAUGAGGGCUUGAAAACAGAUCUCAGCAAAGCUGACAAAGUGACUGCUGACAUGUUCACAAACAUUUACUUGAAGAACUACAAACAAAUCUUUGAAACCCUUGGGCAGUCUGCAGACGAUGUAGCAGAGCACACAUUCAAGAUCAUCACCAUGGAGAAUCCGCCUUUUCGUCAUCAGACCAACACUCUUUACACCCCUAUGACCACACUCAAGUACGCUGACCCCAAUGGCGACCUCCCAAUCGACACAUUUUACAAAAUGGUGUUUGAACAUGACAAAGUCUUCAACGCCAGUCUGAACUUCCUCAAACUUCUGCGCUGGAGAAGUCGGAAAAGUUUUACCUUGGAAAAGGACAAGAACAAAGAAUAACAGAGAGUCCAUGUCUCAUCCUUCUUAUUUUUGUGAGAUAAAUUCAUCCAUGCAUGGUUUCCUGUAAUUUUCCUUUACUUUAUUUUCAGCUGUAAGACUUCUUUGUGAUGAAAUGCUGAAACACAUUUAAAAAACUGUAAAGCAAUAACUAAUGGUGACUAUGUAAUCUCUUUUCACAUAUGUGUCUGUAAGCUCCUGCUGCGGGUUUUAAACCACAUCCUGGUAACAUUCAACUGACUACCAUAACUGUCUUACCUCGUUAAG
Messenger RNA from Seriola aureovittata, 1451 nucleotides. RefSeq lists its product as uncharacterized. The record is from RefSeq and is a predicted model, not a curated record. The coding region runs from base 231 to 1187 and encodes 318 amino acids. Lineage: Eukaryota; Metazoa; Chordata; Actinopteri; Carangiformes; Carangidae. The transcript has 6 exons. Gene Ontology annotation, biological process: estrogen biosynthetic process. Gene Ontology annotation, cellular component: cytoplasm. Gene Ontology annotation, molecular function: estradiol 17-beta-dehydrogenase [NAD(P)+] activity.